Messenger RNA from Ixodes scapularis (black-legged tick), 1837 nucleotides. RefSeq lists its product as uncharacterized. Lineage: Eukaryota; Metazoa; Arthropoda; Arachnida; Ixodida; Ixodidae. Bases 1 to 1821 code for a protein of 606 amino acids. The record is from RefSeq and is a predicted model, not a curated record. The transcript is spliced from 3 exons.
AUGACGAUCGAGACCUUAAACCAUUACACGGUAGAUCAGGGUUUUGCCUACAAACUCGAACGCGCCUUUGAGGAACUCGGCGCGGUGCGCCAAUGCGAAUUCCUCUACAAGGCGCUCGUGGCAGUUAAGCGCAUGACCAGGGUGGACGUGGCCUUUCGCAACGUGAUCGAGUUUAUAAAUUUUGUGCUGCGCCAAGACGACUACAGGGUCAUGAACGUCGUGUUGAAAAACAACAAAAUCGACGUCGAGUGCUACGAACGGGUCGACAUCGUGGAGAAGCAAAUCUGCAAGCGGCAGUGGCGAGUCGAAUUUAAAGAAAAGAAAACCUCUUCCUCGUCGACCACUCAGCGCGUCAUCAGGGAUCUGAAGCCGUACGUGGACGCGUACGCUACUGCCAUUCUGCGCCUGCUACUCCUCUACAUCGAAGAGAUCUUUUCCCAUGCGCGCGAGGCGACUCGCGGUAUGGCGGUGGGCGCAAGGACGGCAGCCAAGAUUACGGCGGUCAUGCUAGUAUCCCUGUGCAACUACGCGGCGGUGCGCGUAAAGUUUUCGCAAAACAACAAGCCACAGGACGUCAUCAACCUCCUGGUCGAAGAGAGCAACAGGUUGUACACGAGUAACGUCGAGAACGGAGUGUACCGCUGCGACACCGACUACAUGACGCUCCGGACCGUCAUGCCGGCCGAGCGGGUCACGGACGACGUCAACAUCAUCGAUCCGGCCAUCUCUACGACGCGGCGUGACCACAACGAGCUCAUCAUGAAGAGUUCCGACACGAUCCCCGUGCCGCGGACCAACCACUACGUGCUAGCCCUGCAGAAGGAGAAGGCGCCGGCCACCGAGGUGUCGGUCCUUAACAUCGCCUCCAUCAUAGAACAGUGCAUGAGCAACGGGCGCGUGGACUCUCGCUUCGUCGAAGUGCACAAACAGUCGGACCAGGGCACGCAGGAGCUCAACAAAUUUUACAGCCAGGCCUGUUGCGUCUCGCCCCGUAACCUCGGUCUGUUUCUACAGUGCCUAAACUUUGAGAUGAUGGACUCGGACAUGUUUGGGGCCACCUUACAGUGCCUCAAGAUGACCAAGGGCAUACCCACUCCGCGCCAGGAAGAAAUUGCCACCUACUCAAACACGGCGCUAUUUCGGAUGGCCACCAACCUGUUUUAUCACACGCGUUUCUGCAGGAGCUACCGCGGCGAAAACACCUACCUGUACGACUCGCGCUUCUUUAACGACUUUCUACUCUGGGUCCAGUCGCCCAACUAUCUGGAACACCACAUCUCGCCUAGCGUGUCGUCGUCCAUCAUCUCGUGGUGCACGUCCAUGUCUACUGCCAUGCACACUACGCGCGAUGCCAACGGAGCGAAGUGCGCCAUGGCGGCCAUAUCCACGUGCGAGGUGGACCAACGCAUACUAGCCGACUUUUUGAACAUGUUCAUCAAGCUCUUUAUCGAGGACGAGACCGAGAUUAACGUCAUCAACAAGAAAUUUCUCGAGAAGGAACUACUCAAGGCUUUUGCCUCCGUGUCUAAUUGCUACAACCUGUUUAGGGGGCAGUUUGUUUCGGCGACGGCCUUGCGCCUCUUCCUAGCCCGUUGUAGGUGGUCCGUGGCCGACGACGUGGAAGUCAUCGUUCCGGUCGAAACAAAGUUUCUCAACAGACUGAUAUGCGACAGCGACGACCUGUUGUCCAACUCGAUGCGAGACAAGCUCCGUAAAACCAUGGAAGACGUCUCCACGAUGAUGGCGCCGCUACUCUCCAAUCCAUCCACGUCCACGCCUCGCAGCAAGGACGACGACAGCAACGUGCCCAUAUGCAUUUGAAAUAAAAAACCGCCAA